CUUAGAUGGUAUUUCCCUGGGAUAGUCAAUUUCCCUACUGGUGGCUGCGACGUAGCUUGGAGGUGGGCGCACUACAGCCUCGCGGAAGAUCCUCUUGGCCGCGGCACCGCGGCGGAUAUGGUUGUUGCCAAAUUCUGGAAAUACUUCAAGAGGGCCGAGGGCAAGGAGAAUGCGUGCGAUGAUGUCCUACACCAGCUUGCAAGGAAGAGGGUGACUGGCAUGCACUACGAGGCACGUAUUCAAUGCGUCCGCGACUGGCACGCCGACCGCUUCGUCCACAUGAGUAAGGAGGACGCUCGCGACACGCUCAUGCAGCCGUGGCAGUACUUGCAGAACCCUCCUCAGUACGUCGGCAACGACGAUAGGUGCUUUCGUGCGAUGGUCAUGUGGUGGACAUGCCCCCAGUACCUCAAGAAGCACGAGGAGGGCAAGAAGAAGCGGACAGAGAUGCGAGGUGGAUCGCAUAUCCAAGGCAGCAUCCCCAUCUCUCUUCACCUGCAGAAUGAGGUGAGCAAAUUAAUGGUUCCUUCAUUCUUUGAAUUCAUGUUAUAUAUUUGCUAACUCUGCAAGGGUGUGCCACUUCACUUUAUUACAUGUUCUCUUUUGCAGGAAGUCAGGACAGGAGCGAAGCCUAACGUCUUUGCCGUGCUAAAGAAGAUGAAGCAAAGGAAGACGCCUGAUCCUGAGACGGGGUCC
Messenger RNA from Lolium perenne, 696 nucleotides. Lineage: Eukaryota; Viridiplantae; Streptophyta; Magnoliopsida; Poales; Poaceae. The record is from RefSeq and is a predicted model, not a curated record.